AAACAUUGAUAAAGCACAUCUACCUAUCCACCACCGGGUUGUCUUCAGGACAGUAGUCUUCUUCAAACUAUCCGUCAAACUGGUCUGAUAGAUUGGCUGCAACGAGGCAACACAAUGACUUCAGAAAUGCCCACCAUUCGUAUUGGCUAUGUGCCUGAGCACUAUCUCACUCCUCUUCACCUCGCUCUCCGCUCUCCCACCGCCGAGUCCCUCCCGUUCAAGCUCUCGCUGGUCCCCUUCCCAUCCGGCACAGGACACAUGAUCACCUCUCUCCGUGAACAUGAGAUCGAUAUCGGGAUUGGGCUCACAGAGGGGUGGGUUGCGGGACUGGCUGGGAAGCAGCAGAUGAACAAGGACCCGGCGUUGGGAGGGUACAAAGUUGUCGGCCACUGGGUCGAUACGCCUCUUCGUUGGGCGAUAGUCACAGGGCGGAACAGGCAAGACGUUACCAGUGUGUCUGAUCUGAAGGACAGCAGGGUGGGCGUGAGUCGACUGGGAAGUGGCUCUCACGUCAUGUCGUUUGUACUCGCUCAACAACAAGGCUGGGCCCCCAACUCGCUCACUCCGGUGAUCUGCGGUCCAUUUGGCUCGCUACGGACCGGCGUCACUGGAAUCACGGACGCUGCCCAGCCGGCUCAGACAUCCAGCCCCAGCGCAGAGUUUUUCAUGUGGGAGCACUUCACGACAAAGCCGUUCUUCCACCCCACCGACGUGAAUCCGAACCCUCCCCUCAAGAAUAUUGGAGAAAUCUACACCCCGUGGCCGUCUUGGAUGGUUGUGGCGUCGACAGCUGUCUUCCCGGACCCCGAACGGGAUGAGACCCUCAAGAAGCUGUUCCAACUUUGGGACGAGGGCAUCAAGGCAUUCAAUGCCGAUCCGGCACAUGUGGUGAAGCUCCUUGGAACCGGUGAGCUAGGAUGCACAUAUGCUGAAGAUGAUGCAAAGGAAUGGCUUAAGGAUGUGAGGUUCGCCAGCAGCACACGCGGCGUCGACAAGAAGGUCGUAGAAGGCGUAGUAGACGUCCUCAAGGUUGCCGGCGUCAUUGAUCCGGGGCUACAGAACUCUGAGGCCUUUGAGAGAGUGUUUGGUAUCGAAAAGUAAGAGCAAGGUAUUUGUCUCCAGUACUGCCAUCAUUACUAUAUAGUUAAUACCUAUUACCCUUUAGAAAGGUUGUCCACAACCAGCAGCAAUGGUUUGUGUUAUACAAAAAAUCUCUACUCGAGUGUCAAAAUAUAUCAAUUGGGAAUCCUGCAA
Penicilliopsis zonata CBS 506.65 is the source of this 1254-nucleotide messenger RNA. RefSeq lists its product as hypothetical. The record is from RefSeq and is a predicted model, not a curated record. The transcript has 3 exons. NCBI's taxonomy places the organism in Eukaryota, Fungi, Ascomycota, Eurotiomycetes, Eurotiales, Aspergillaceae. Bases 115 to 1101 code for a protein of 328 amino acids.